AGACACUGCCAGCCAUGUCCUGCCUCGAAAAAUACAAUUAUUGGUUUUUUUGCAUUUAAACCCACAUCCCAAGAUCAUUCUUGGUGGUAUAUUAAGUUAGAUUUAAUACAUUUUUUUUUACGCAUAUAACAGGACUUUAAGGGGAAGGAUAGUAAAAUGUCUUCGCCCCAGCAGGAGAGGAGGUCUGGCGUUCAGCUGGUGAGCGCGCUGCUGCUGUUGCUCUCGCUCUCUGGUUGUUUGAGCAUGGAUGUGCUAGUGCCCAAUGACAUCAAUGCACUUAAUGGAACAACUAUCAUAAUCCCCUGCACCUUCACUUCCUGCUAUAAGAUUGACCUCACCAAGUUUGCUAUGAAUUGGACUUAUCAAGAGACCCUUAACAAUACAGAGGAAAAGUUUAUGACUUAUGAUAAGAAAAAAGGAAUGCAACCAGUGCCUUCAAACCGGUUUGGAGAAAGAGUUGUGUUUUCUGGGAACCUGGAUAAGAAUGACUUAUCAAUCACGCUGCAGGAUGUUCAACUGGAGGAUGAGGGGAUUUACAACUGUUAUGUGAGGAACCCCCCAGAUCGCAUCCAAGGACAUGGUCUCAUUAACUUCAAUGUUGUCACAGAACUUCCCCCUCCAAGAGAUUCAACCAUUGCUGUUGCCAUUGGGGCAUCAGUGGGUGGAGCUUUAGCUCUGCUAAUCCUUUCGAUGGUGGUGGUGAAAUGUCUUCGCCGACAUCGGAAGCAAGAACUGAUUUCUGAGGAAAAGAUGGAGGAGGAAGGAAAGCUUGAGCCUGAAGCUGUUGCAGAAGAGGGAACCAAAUUACCAUAGUAACCUGAACCAGUGUCUAUGGAUCUUCAACUUCCAGCUCCUUGUUUGAGAUGUGCAACCCCUCCUUCAAAAGUUAUAGUAACCACUGCUUGAAUCAUAUCACUGACCACAUCUAUUUGCAUGUGUGUGCCUGUCUGUGUGCCUAAUGCACAAAAGAGGGAAAUAUUGUGUUUGUGAGGACUGAAUGUAUCGAUGUACAUGCACAUAUUCAUCUAGGUAUGCAUGGGAUAUCCGUUUUUAGUUUUUUUUCUUUAACAAAUCAGGGACUUAAAACUCCUGAAUUUGAUGUUUUGAACCUCCAAAAUUUGAUCAAUAAUAUACACUCUUCUUGCCAUUUCCAGAGCACCUUCAACAGGGUAGAAAGAUCUAAAAUAACUUUUUAAAGUUAUACGUUAAACAUUGCAAUAAAUUUGCUCUCACUGAUAUUUAACAGCUUAGGCUGCAGUAGUCUGGGCAUUUUUAAUAAAAAUUUGACAGUAGAUGUUAACAACAAGUCAAACAUUCGGACCCACCUUUGUCAUUCAAUUUCUUUGUGAAUUCUGCAUUGUUAAAAGGUAAUAAGUGAAGAGAUACAAAACUAUUAAGAAAAAGUAUAUAGAAUGAUGUACCAAACAAAACA
Messenger RNA from Girardinichthys multiradiatus, 1432 nucleotides. It is a transcript of the gene scn2b, whose product is annotated as sodium channel, voltage-gated, type II, beta. Bases 157 to 813 code for a protein of 218 amino acids. The transcript is spliced from 6 exons. Gene Ontology annotation, cellular component: membrane. The record is from RefSeq and is a predicted model, not a curated record. NCBI's taxonomy places the organism in Eukaryota, Metazoa, Chordata, Actinopteri, Cyprinodontiformes, Goodeidae.